This is a messenger RNA of Owenia fusiformis, 545 nucleotides long. NCBI's taxonomy places the organism in Eukaryota, Metazoa, Annelida, Polychaeta, Sabellida, Oweniidae. The record is from the annotation of a GenBank genome assembly.
CACGCCCGUAAAAACGUGGGCAUUUGUAGAGUGGAACCGCGAGCCUAAUAACUUUGAUGGGAAUGAACACUGUGGGGAAAUCACAAAGAAUGGAGUCUUUAACGACGACAACUGUGCCUCGAAAAAAGGAGCUUUGUGUAAAUACAAACUACAACCAAGACUUCAUUCGAGACAUGACAGGAUCGUUCUCUUUACGUAGAAAGAGACCUGUUGGGUGGUGGACAGGGCUAACAGACUUACCAUCGGGAACCUGGCGUUGGAAUAAUAUUCCGAAUCCUGCCGAUCUUAACUUAGUGGACUGGAACCAAGAACCUAACAGUUACGGAAGCGAAGAAUAUUGUGCAGCUAUCCACUAUGACAGCACUUUCCAUGACCAUGGUUGCGAGUAUAGAAUCGGCUCAAUAUGCCAGAAGAAAGAUAACGCCAACGGUGUAACCACAGUUGCAGGGAGCAUUUUCACCAUAGCAACCACAAUACUCACCAUAAACAUUUUUUAACUAAAAUUAAAAAAAUUGUCUGCAUGAGAUAAGUACAGAAUAAGUACC